Cercospora beticola is the source of this 4238-nucleotide messenger RNA. Its product is annotated as RNA helicase. Gene Ontology annotation, cellular component: intracellular anatomical structure. The record is from RefSeq and is a predicted model, not a curated record. NCBI's taxonomy places the organism in Eukaryota, Fungi, Ascomycota, Dothideomycetes, Mycosphaerellales, Mycosphaerellaceae. Gene Ontology annotation, molecular function: RNA binding; ATP binding; helicase activity.
ACGUCUUUUCUAGCUCGCGCUCGCACGCGCAGACGUUGACAUUAUGGUCAACAAGCCACAUGCACCUCGAGCAGCUGGCAAGGCCAACGGGAAAAAGCCAUCGGCAGCCGCCCUGAACGAAGAGGACACGAGCUACAUCGUCUUCGGCGAUGGGAAACCAAAAAAGAGCAAGAAGCCUGCUCAAGAGAGUAGCAAUGCACAGGCAAGUAGCAGCAAGGGCAAGGUCGCGGCAGGCUCGACUCCAGCACAACCAGACGAACCUAAGAAGCCUGACACGAGGACGCUGAUCGGUGGUGCAUCAUGGACUGGCAAGCUGCCGCAGACCAUGUUCAACGAGCAUUGUCAGAAGCAGAAGUGGGAGCGACCGGAGUAUACCAUCCAUCGCAAUCCGAGGGGCUGGACGGGAGGAGUUAUCAUCAAGCAGAAGAAUCCGAAAACACAGGAGAUCGUAACGCUUCCACCUAUCGUGCCGCCGCCAGACUAUCUGAAAGAGCGAGGAACCCAGGAAAGUGCUCUUGAAGCACGGCAUUUCGCAGCUGCAUAUGCCCUGUUCAGAGUGAGCAAUAUGAAAAACAUCCACAUGAUGCUGCCGCCUAAGUACCGCGACUUGUGGAAAGGUGACUUUCAGGACCUAAAGAGCGAGGCUAUAGGGCAGGGCAAUGCGUACAUGUACGAGGCAGACCCAUUUCUGGCGAAGAAACGACAUGACGAAGAAAAGGUAGCCAAGGACAAGGCCAGAGCGGACAAGGUCAAGCAACAGGCAGAAGACAAGAAGCUGGAAGUUGUCAGUCUUGAUGGACAGGUUCAGAGCAAACACGUCUUGAAAGGCUGGAUGCGCGUGCCCAAAGUCGAGAUGGGAGAAGUGACGAGGCGCAAUGCUGAACGACUCAUUCGGCAGGGCGGCGCAUGGAACCCCCACGACAUUAAACUAUCUGCCAACGAGCGGAAAAGCAUCGUGGAGGACCUGUCCAAGAUUGGAUUUCGGAAAAGCCAUGUGGAGGAGACUACUGAGAUAUGCAAGGACAAAGAAGAGUGCCUCGAGUGGCUGCUCAUCCACGUGCCGGAAGACGAUCUUCCGAAGUGGACACUGCCCGACAACUACAUGGCUGGCGUUAGCAUGGCUAGUGGUGACCUUAGACGCCAGGGAAAGAUCAAGCGCCUAUCCGCGACUGGAUACUCUCCCGAACUCUGCGCGGAAGUUUUGGACUCAUGCAAUGGGGACGAGGCUCGUGCAGCAGAGAUGCUUCAGUGCAGACUGCUAGGACAAGAGGCGCCUCAAGCAAGGCCUUCCGAACCAGACCUGGAGCUUUGGGAAGAAGAGAUGGCAACUUCAGAGGCCAUUUUUGGCGACAAGUUUACCAAACAACAGUCAAUGUGCACAGUCAGUCUGGAGCUGCAAACGGCGGGUGAGAAGCCGAUCAUCCUGCGUGCACGGCCACCCUCCAAUGGCUACCCGUACACUCCACCGAUCUUGUCCAUCGAAGCCGAGCUGCCUGCGCAUGUGCGUCUCAGUAUUUUGAAGAAAGUGCUCGUUGCGGCCAACGAGGAGUUCCUUGGGGCUCAAAUGCUGUUCAACAUUGUGGAUUGGCUAGAGCAGAACGUACCCGGUAUCAUCAUUGAUCCUGGAAGGCUGAGUGAUGUAGCUUCUGCUACCUCAACUUCGACCAUCACAGUGGCGAGGCCUGCGAAGAAGAAGCCGCGGAGACAGCCAAAACCUAUCUCAUGGUCGGCACAAACUCCUACGAGUGAGGGACUCUUGCGGACUUGGCAAGAACGGCAGACAACAUCCGAACAGCAGAAGAUGUUGCAAGCCCGGCAGAACCUCCCUGCUUGGAAGCUGCGAGAUGCGAUCGUCAGCACUGUGAACAACAACCAAGUCACAAUCAUCUCUGGUGAGACAGGAUCAGGAAAGUCUACACAGUCUGUGCAAUUCGUCCUCGAUGACUUGAUACAGCGCUGCUUCGGUGACCAGGCAAACAUCAUCUGCACGCAGCCACGAAGAAUCUCUGCGAUAGGUCUCGCAGACCGUGUCGCUGACGAGAGAUGUGUCAAGGUCGGUGAAGAGGUUGGAUAUGCGAUCCGCGGCGAGUCAAAGCAAAUACAGGGCACUACGAAGAUCACGUUUGUGACUACUGGUGUCCUGCUUCGCCGCCUGCAGACCUCUGGCGGAAGUACAGGCGACGUCGUGCGAAGCCUCGCUGAUGUCUCGCAUGUGGUGAUUGAUGAGGUCCACGAGCGCUCACUUGACACUGACUUCUUGUUGGUGCUGCUGCGGGAUGUUCUCAAGAAGCGCAAAGAUCUCAAACUCAUUCUCAUGAGUGCUACACUGGAUGCUGCAAUGUUUGAGGAUUAUUUCAAGGCGUCCUCUAGCGUUGGAAAAGUCGGGAUCGAGGGUCGCACUUAUCCAGUGCAAGACAUCUACUUGGAUGAGAUUCUUCGAGCGACCGGGUUUGGCGGUGCCGUUGAAGAAGAGGAAUCGAACGGUCUGGCGGAUCUGACUCUUGACGAUGUGAUCCGCGGCAACACCUCGGGGACUUCAACGCCACGAGCACAGCCAGGCCUUGGUCAGGCAUUGAGAUCUGUUGGCACGAGGAUUAAUUACGAUCUAAUUGCCCGGACUGUUGAGCUCAUUGACCACAAGUUGGGUAGCAUCGAGGGAGGCAUUCUGAUUUUCCUACCAGGUGUGGGCGAGAUUGACCAAGCAUUACGAGCGCUACGCAAUAUUCCGAACUUGCACGCGCUGCCGUUGCACGCCUCGCUUCAAAGCUUUGAACAGCGAAAAGUGUUCCCGAGAGCGCCGCGAGGAUUGCGCAAGGUCAUUGCAGCCACCAAUGUUGCUGAAACGUCUAUCACGAUCGAAGAUAUCGUGGCCGUCAUCGACACUGGUCGCGUGAAGGAGACAAGCUUCGAUCCUGCCAAUAACAUGGUAAAGCUUGCCGAAGUGUGGGCUUCGAGGGCUGCAUGCAAGCAGCGCCGCGGUCGUGCUGGUCGUGUUCGGGCGGGCGAGUGCUACAAGUUGUACACGCGAUCCGCAGAGGACAAGAUGGCUGAGCGACCCGAGCCUGAGAUUCGGCGGGUACCACUCGAGCAACUUUGCUUGUCAGUACGCGCUAUGGGUGUCGCAGAUGUGCCAUCGUUCCUCGCCUCUGCACUCACACCUCCAGAAUCGCUGGCUGUAGCAGGGGCAUUGAAACUGCUUGGCCGCAUAGGUGCCCUGGACAGUACUGACCUGACAGCGCUUGGGCGACACUUGUCCAUGAUUCCCGCUGACCUUCGUUGUGGCAAGCUGCUGGUAUAUGGCGCUGCAUUUGGCUGUCUAGAAGCUGCGCUGACCAUUGCCGCAAUCCUUACUGUCAAGAGUCCCUUUGUGAGUCCCAAGGACAAGCGGGAUGAGUCGAAGGCAGCUCGAACUUCAUUUGGUGGUACACAAGGAGACCUCAUCUGCGAUUUACAUGCGUAUGAGCAAUGGUCAGAAGGAAGAGCAGGAGGAGAACCAACCUCAUCCUUGCGGAGGUGGUGCGAUGCUAAUUUCCUGAAUCACCAAACACUACUGGACAUCUCCACCAACCGAACGCAAUAUCUGUCAUCUCUACAAGAGAUCGGAUUCCUUCCCACUGGCUACAGACCUGGAAAUGCCAACGCGGAAAGUUUCAAUCGUAACAACACGAGCGAAGUGCUCAUCCGCGCGCUCGUUGCCGGUUCUUUCCAACCACAAGUCGCCCGCAUCGAGUUCCCUGAUAAGAAAUAUGCUGCAUCGUCUUCUGGCGCAGUCGAACUGGAUCCUGAAGCUCGUACGAUCAAGUACUUCAACGAAGAGAACGGCCGCGUUUUCGUGCACCCGUCGUCUACACUCUUCGAUGCUCAGACAUUCCCUGGAAACUCGGUAUACAUGAGUUACUUCACGAAGAUGGCCACGAGCAAGGUCUUCAUUCGGGAUCUGACGCCAUUCAACGUUUACAGUCUGCUCAUGUUCUCUGGUCCGAUCACAAUUGAUCCCCAAGGCAGAGGACUGCUGGUCGAUGACUGGAUUCGAUUGAGAGGCUGGGCUAGGAUUGGAGUUCUGGUCAGCAGGCUGAGAAUGAUGUUUGACGAGGUUCUGGCGAGGAAGUUGGACGAGCCUGGACUUGAUAUGGGAGAGAAUGAGGUUGUCAAAGCUGUCAGAAAGCUGGUCCAACUCGAUGGUCUUGACCAUUGAGCGUUCUUGUUGCUAAUCAGCAGCACCAGACACAAGCGACUCA